AUGGACAACAAGAUCUUUGAUUUGCAACUGCGAGUGCCAAAUAAGCGGUUAUGUGGAUCUUCAAAAGGGUGGUUAAUAUUUGCGGAUUGGAAUUUUGUGGAUAAGAAUCUCGGAGUAACUCUAGUAAAUCCAUUCUUUAGGGUGAAAGGGAGGAGAGAAAAAGAAAAUUCGGUCAUUCGCCUUCCUCCACUAACGCCUCCAGGGUGGAGAAAGUGGGUCAGAGUUCGUCGAAGAAAUAGGGAUGAUUGGGUUGAACGUUGUCAAAAUUAUGUACUCAAGGCUAUACUUUCAGCUGACCCUGCAUCAAAUGCAAACGACUGCAUUGUAGUAGUCAUAUACGAGGAAAGACUUCGGUUGGCUUUUAUUAGACUUGGUAAAGAGACAACAUGGACUUAUAUAGAUGAAAGAGUGGGCACAAGUGUUAGUAGCACUGUUAUUGAUGGCUGCCGUGGAAUUGAAGAAGUUGCUCGAGUUGAAGAUAAGUUCUAUGCCGUUAAUUAUUCGAGCGAACUUUAUUCUUUUAAAGUGACUCCUCAGUCUAGCUCAGAUGUGAAAUUGGCUGCUUGCGGUGUUGAACAAAAAGUCUUCGUCAAGAGAUAUCUUGUGGAAGCAAAAGAAAAAGUAAUUUUGAUGGUUCAGAGAUACAUUAAGUUUGAUCGUGAAGUUGGCAGACGUGUGACAAGAAAAUUUAGAAUUUUUGAAUUGAAUUUGGACGAGCGCGAAUGGAUUGAGAAACACUCGUUAGAUGGUGUUGCUCUCUUCAUCGGAGAUAACUCUUCAGUGUCAGUGUUGGCUUCAAAUUUUCCUGCAUGUCAACCAAAUUUGCAUAUACUUCAACCAUGA
Molecule: messenger RNA, 843 nt
Organism: Rosa chinensis
Lineage: Eukaryota; Viridiplantae; Streptophyta; Magnoliopsida; Rosales; Rosaceae
Product: putative F-box protein At5g60060
Exons: 1
Coding region: 1-843 (280 amino acids)
Source: RefSeq, a predicted model, not a curated record